This is a messenger RNA of Cynara cardunculus var. scolymus (artichoke), 741 nucleotides long. RefSeq names its product putative leucine-rich repeat receptor-like serine/threonine-protein kinase At2g19230. Gene Ontology annotation, molecular function: protein kinase activity; ATP binding. The coding region runs from base 1 to 741 and encodes 246 amino acids. Gene Ontology annotation, biological process: protein phosphorylation. The transcript is spliced from 6 exons. Lineage: Eukaryota; Viridiplantae; Streptophyta; Magnoliopsida; Asterales; Asteraceae. Gene Ontology annotation, cellular component: membrane. The record is from RefSeq and is a predicted model, not a curated record.
AUGAAUAGUUGGCUUCUAGGAAAGGAUAGUGUGCUAAUCUGGGAAAGAAGAGUCAAGAUUUUGAGGGACUGUGCACUAGCCAUUAGAUUUCUCCACCAUUACAUAGAUGGAUGCAUUGUUCAUAGGGAUAUUAAGCUUACGAACAUCCUUCUUACGGAGAACUUAGAGCCAAAGCUCUCGGACUUUGGAUUGGCAAAAGUUCUGGGAAUGGAAGAGAGCAAAGUUUUCACAGAUGUUCGGGGAACCAUAGGCUAUAUGGACCCCGAAUACAUGAGCAAUGCCAAAUUGACCUGCGCAAGUGACAUAUACAGUUUUGGAAUUGUUGCCCUUCAAAUUCUUUCGGGUCAAAAAGUCAUUGAGCUCGAUCUUGAAGCCAGAGAUCAACUCACAAGAAAGGCAAAGGAUGUAAGCAUGGGAAGACGUCCAUUGACGGAUAUCGAAGAUCCGAAACUGAAUGGAAAUCUGAACACUGUAGAUUUCGAAUCCAUACUGCAAAUUGCAGUGCUAUGUGUCGCUAAAUCUAGCAAAGGUCGACCAACGAUAGACGUUGUAUUCGGGGAGAUGGAUAAAGCAUGGCAAAACACUGCAGCAGAUAUUCGAGCAAAGAGGGAGAUGAAGGCGUUCACAGCAACACAAGCGGCGAAAUCGUUGGAAGUGCAAAGCCAAAAUAAUCAAAUUUUAAGAAUUAGGUAUGGUGUUGCAGCAACAAGAGGUGGUAAUAGUGGUGUUGACGAGUGGUAG